AUGAGUUCAACGAGGUUGAUGGCUGUGAUGAGAAAUCCCUCGUUUUACUCUUUGGAUGAGCGGUACCCGAGCAGCGAAGAUGAAUGCUAUGAUGAUGAAGAAGAAGAGGAUGAAGAGAUUGAAUAUGAAUCUCCAAGAAUCACCUCUUCAUUAUUUGCAGCAAAAACAGGUACCGAUUUUUUGUUGGGACCUCAUCCGUUGCACCUGAACUCUCUGAGUGCAAUACCGGAACAAGUAAUUGAAGUGAAUCCAAAUUUAAUUAACAAGAUGAUGUUGUGGGAUGCGUCAAGAAUUAGCUCUACAAAAAAACCGUAUUACAAAGUUGUUUAUGAUUGUUUUGGAUUAGGAUUUGAACAUGAAUAUUUUGAUGAAGAAGCAAUGAGUAGAUUUUUAGAGACUGACAUAAUUCCGAUUAGUAUUGGCACACCAUCAUAUAGACAGCAUCUCCCAAAAGCAAGCAUCACUCCAAAAGAGGACACUCUAAUUUUUGAAUCAAGAUUUGAAAGUGGUAACUUGAGAAGAGCAGUUCAAAUUUUUGAUUAUGAAUACGAUCUUAUUCUAAAGUUUGACGUAGAGACAAGUGGGCACACUCAAUGGUUUUACUUCUCGGUAAAAAACGCAAAAAAAGGGAAAAAAUACAAGUUCAAUAUUGUAAAUUAUUUGAAGCCUGGCAGCCUUUACAAUCAAGGCAUGAUGCCUUUGAUUUAUUCUGUACAUGAUGCCAAUACAAAAGGAAUAGGGUGGACUCGAGGAGGUUCAGAUAUUUGUUAUUACCGAAACAAUAUUAGACGAAAAUCUGGAAAUUUCUAUACUCUGACUUUUACAGUAGAAUUUGACAAUGACGAUGACACAUACUUUUUUGCAUAUUCUUAUCCAUAUACCUACACUAAUUUACAGAACUAUUUAAACAAUCUUGAGAAAGACAAAAUACGAAGCCAGUUUGUGCGUAGAAGAAUUCUUUGCCAAGACGUUGCUGGAAAUGCCUGCGACUUGCUGACAAUCACAUCCUUUGCAUGUGACCCAACUGCUCUAAAAAGACGAAAAGGUGUAGUACUAACCGCAAGAGUACAUCCAGGGGAAAGUAACUCCAGUUGGAUGAUUAAGGGAGUUAUUGACUUUUUAACAGGAUCAAGUAUUGAAUCUAAAGUGUUAAGGGAAAAUUUCAUUUUCAAAGUAGUUCCAAUGUUGAACCCAGAUGGAGUCAUCAAUGGAAAUUAUCGAUGUUGUCUUACUGGUUCUGAUUUAAACAGAAGAUGGCAUGCACCAAAUGAAAAAACUCAUCCCACCAUUUUUCACACCAAGAAAAUGAUACUUGAAUUUAUGAAGGAACGUGAAAUUGCAUUAUUUUGUGAUUUUCAUGGCCAUAGUAGAAAAAAGAACAUUUUCAUGUACGGAUGUUCUGAUUCCAAAAGUGGUGUUGAAAGACUGGCUCCAAAGGUGUUUCCAAGACUGCUGUGGAAAAUAUCACCUCACUUUUCCUUCAACGAUUGUCAGUUUGGAAAGCAGAAGGGAAAGGAUACAACUGCUAGAGUAAUCCUUCACAAAAGCGGUAUCAAAAAUUGCUUCACGCUUGAAGCUUCUUUUUGUGGACCUGAUAAUGGCAUUCAUAAUGGAAAACAUUUCACUUGCAAACAUUUCGAGCAAAUGGGUCACUACUUUUGUCAGGGAAUAUUGGAGUUUUGUAAUCCAGAGAGGACCCAAGUUGCUCUCAUUUUGAAGGAGUUAGAUUUGUUGUUUCCAGAGAAAAGCGAAGAGCCUAUCUAUUCUAAAGAAUCGUAUUCAAGCUCAGAAGACGAGGAUGAACCGAUUCCAUUGCCUUUAGAUAAAUUGAAAAAGAGAAAAACUUCACCUCCAAGCCAAACACCUGCAUCCAGAACUCCAUCUUAUGCACCCUCAACAUCGUAUAGCAGUUUAAUUUCUUUUACAUCAUCGAAACAGCCAACAUUGAUCCUUACGAACAAUGAAAAUACCAACACUACCAACAUUCCCCACCUUUCCCACAUGAUCGCAUCAACAAAACCUACUCUACCAUCAUCCAAUACACCUCGAUUCUCCCAACCAAUACCACCGAACACAGCACCUCCAAACACUGAGAAAAUACGACCUCAACGACUUAAAAGAAGUCAAAGCUUCUCAAAGGAAGCGCCCAAAACUACCAAUCAACCUCCAGAAAAACCAGCCUCAAAGCAUGAAAAUCCCAAAAGUAAGAAGAAAACAAAACCUCCUCUUCCUCAACUUUCAACUCCUUCCACACCAGCCAUUCCAAAAAGUCUUUACAAACCUCGAGCAUAUACUCCACCCUAUGUUGAUAUUAAUCCAUUCACCUACGAUGCAGAUAAAUUGAUGGAAAGCUUUAAAGACUGCAAUCAUGGAGGUCUUGUAGAGUCCACAAUUUUGGACCUUAUUGAAAAAGUACAAUCCAUUCAAAACAUUAGAAAGGAAAGAGACAAGGAAAGAAAACGAAGCAUUCGUCUGAGGCCUAUGAAAUCCAAACCUCUCAACAAGCUUCCUCUUCCUCCUACUCUCAAACUCGAAGACAUUAUCAACAUUCAUAGUGCAAGAGGGAAUGGCCAGGCCUCUUCGGCUGCAUCCUCAUUACCAAGGCUAAGCCACCAAGCCCAGGAAAUAGUUUCUCAACCACACGGCCCUAACAAAAAAAGAUAA
Messenger RNA from Naegleria lovaniensis, 2664 nucleotides. RefSeq lists its product as uncharacterized. The record is from RefSeq and is a predicted model, not a curated record. The transcript is spliced from 2 exons. Gene Ontology annotation, molecular function: zinc ion binding; metallocarboxypeptidase activity. Gene Ontology annotation, biological process: proteolysis. The coding region runs from base 1 to 2664 and encodes 887 amino acids. Lineage: Eukaryota; Heterolobosea; Eutetramitea; Acrasida; Naegleriidae.